AUGGCCAUCCUUGAGGACGUCCCCGGCCUCGAGGUCACAGUGCGCGUCGCCGGCGCCGACCUGCCAGAGCACGACGACCCGCACGGCCAGGAGAUCGAGAGCGCCGCCGCCAACAGCGCCCCUGCCGUCUGCAAGUACCUCGAGUGCGCCGACGACGCCGAGUUUCAUGUGCACAUCCGGGUCCAUCCCGACUACGAGUGGGGCUACCGCAACCACUCGCUGGUCGCGCGCACUUACGUCGACGGCAAGCGCAUCCGCGGCGAGGUCAUGCGCGCUGUCGACACGCAGUACGUGCCCGCCGUUCGCAACGUCUUGGGUCAGGAGGUCUACUCGAAUCUGAGUGGGCUCUGGAGCUUGCGGCGGUUCAAGUUCGCCGUUGUCGAUACCGUUGAUGAAGCCCAGAAGGAGCGCGUGGCAAGUGACCUCAAGAUCGCCAAGGACCUUGGUGUCAUCGAGGUCCGCUUCUCUCGCAUCAUCGAGUUUGGGCCUAGUCAACACUACUCGACGAAUGACCCGAAGUCUGGCGGCUUCGAGCUGACCGAGAAGUCGCUGAAAGGAAAAGCCAUCUCGCAUGGGACCUCGUACACGGCAGCCGAGAGAGUCUCACACCCCAACUUCAUUGACGCCCGUGACCUCGUUGAAGAUGCCGGCCCCAUCGCCGUCUUCAGAUUUCUGUACCGGUCCAGAGAGGCGCUGAAGCGCGAGAUCAUUAUUCCUCGCAGUCCGACAAGGUCCCCGACACUUGAGACCCUGUCACCAGCAGAACGCGACAGAUUGGCCCGUGAGCGCCUAGACCAGCUUCGCAACAAGGUCAAGAAUGAACCAGGCCGCAGCUCGUUCAUCAAACGCGAGUACGGCGAGGUGUUUGAUCUGACGGACGAUGCCACACCCCUGCGGCCCGCGAAGCUAUCACGGCUUCAAUCUGGUCGUGAAGUCAUUGACUUGACGGACGACUAG
This is a messenger RNA of Anthostomella pinea, 957 nucleotides long. The record is from the annotation of a GenBank genome assembly. NCBI's taxonomy places the organism in Eukaryota, Fungi, Ascomycota, Sordariomycetes, Xylariales, Xylariaceae.